AUGAGUAUAAUAAAUAUAGCACUUUUUGGAAUACUUGGAGCUACUCUGUUAUAUUAUGUGUAUGUAUACCAAUACACUGAUUCAAUUCCUUUUGAAUUAUAAACAAUUUAAGAAAAGGAAUUGGAAGCAAGAUAGAAAGUGAGUGGGAAUAAAAACUAUUAAAUUCCUAAUUUCUUUUUUGUUACUCCUUGGUAUAUUUUUAAACUAUGAAUAGGAAUAAGGAUGGAUAUAGACUCACAAUCAAAUAUGCAUAAAAAAUAGAUAUGGUCAGUCCAGCUUGGUUUAGUAUUAGAUAUAAUAAUGUUGUGGAUGGAAAGUAAAUUGUAAACGAAUAAUGGAUUCAAGAAAUAGUUUAAGCUAAUCCUUAAAUUGCUAUAAUUCCAAGAAUUUAAAUUGAAUUGCAGGAAAGCUCAUAUUUAUAACAAAUCAAUAAUCCAUAAUUAUUAGAAGCAAUACUCAAUUUAGUAUAACAAUAUUCUAAUAAAUUUCAUGGAAUAAUGAUUGACACUCCUUAUAUAUCAUAUAUUGAUGCUUUUGACGCUUAAGAUAUAGUUAAAUUCCUUCAAAAUUUAAAAGCAAAACUUGGCCAUAAAAUGUUAGUUCUAACAUUAUAUGGUAUAUACAAUCCGUAAUAGUACAGAUAUUCAACUUUAAAGAAACUAUUUAAAGUAGCAGAUUACACAUUAAUAUAAACAUAUGAUUAUUAGAUUUAAGAUGGAGAUGAUCAAUUAUUAUCACCUUAUUCGUGGGUUUAAGAAAAUUUAGAACAUUUUAUGACAUACAAAGAAAAAUUGUUGUUUGUAAAUUAUUGAGUAAAAAUAUUUAGGGAAUUCCUUUUUAUGGAUUCAAAAAAACAGAUCAAGAUAAAACUCAUUUUAUAGGUAAUGAACUUUUGAAAUUGAAUGCGUAAAAUUUUAUAACAGAAUGGGACAGAUCUAAUUCUGAAUGUAUAUACAAAAGUGACAGUAUUUCUAUUUCUUAUCCUUGUCCUGAUUUUCUUGUUUAUAGACUUGAUUUAAUCAAAGAAUUUGGAAGAGGUUACUUUGUUUGGGAAGGAGGAUAAGGUAUUGAACUUUUUUAUCAACUAUUAUGA
Paramecium sonneborni is the source of this 1093-nucleotide messenger RNA. Lineage: Eukaryota; Ciliophora; Oligohymenophorea; Peniculida; Parameciidae. The record is from the annotation of a GenBank genome assembly.